AUGUCGCUGACUGCUCUUACUAUUUCGCCUCGAUCGGGUAGUGAUCGGUGCUCCGAGAACUUCCUCCGAUCACACGGCAUGCUUAAGUGUCUGGCGCAAUGUCACGUUGUGCUUGGCCUUAUAAUCUUCAUUUUGGCGGCACUGGCUGAUUAUGUCAGUUCACGAAUUCCUACAAUUCGAUUGGUUGGUCUCGAGGAAUGUUGCUCAUUCUACUUUAUCUUGACCGGCAUUGUUGGAAUCUGUGGUUCAGCAAGUCAUCGCCACGGUCUGAUUCUGGCAUUCAUGAUUAUGAGUUUUCAUGCUGUCUUCAUUUUCGCACCAACGAUUGUCAUUGUUUCGAGCUUUGACAUACAUUUUUAUCAGGCUGAAUGUUUUGGUCAAUGCGACUGGCAUUUAUUGGCUACCAGUUUACCAAAGAAUAGCAGAUGUCAAAUUUUAUGCGGAGAAAAUAUCGACGAUAACAAAAGAAGCUCAAUGACACGACUGGGAACCGAAUAUCGUUUAGAUGCUGGCAUAAUUGCAGCAGCAAUUUUGCAGUUGAUACUUUCGGUUUUCUCCGCAUCACUGUGUUGCCGUGAUAUAUGCAUGAACUAUCGAAGGGCCAAUAUCCGAGCCGAUGAUGUUUGUUGA
This is a messenger RNA of Gongylonema pulchrum, 630 nucleotides long. NCBI's taxonomy places the organism in Eukaryota, Metazoa, Nematoda, Chromadorea, Rhabditida, Gongylonematidae. The record is from the annotation of a GenBank genome assembly.